AUGGAAAAUCCACUUGAAAGGCUCGUCAAUGAGUCUGGAAAGAACGCUGCUGACGUGCUUUGUCCCAAAGAGAAUUGCAAGUGUGUCAUUUUGAGAAAAAACGCGGCUACUCUUGUUGAAAGAGAUGGGAGCAAGCUUGCCUUACCCGAGUCCAGCUUACCUGCGAACAGUCUAUUAGAAGAUGAUGAUACUCAUUUUUGGCACGUAGGCAACAUGAUGGAUUUCGAAAAUGUUGGAUUUUCAACUACUGUUGGCACCACCAAAUACCUGUCUUGCGCUGAUUGUGAUCUAGGACCCAUUGGUUACCAUGAUACGACGGAUUCCAAGGAGUUUGUUAUCAGCAUCAAAAGAGCAAAGUAUAGAUUCUAA
This is a messenger RNA of Mucor velutinosus, 369 nucleotides long. RefSeq lists its product as uncharacterized. Gene Ontology annotation, cellular component: membrane; cytosol. Gene Ontology annotation, molecular function: zinc ion binding; guanyl-nucleotide exchange factor activity. Gene Ontology annotation, biological process: small GTPase-mediated signal transduction; post-Golgi vesicle-mediated transport. The coding region runs from base 1 to 369 and encodes 122 amino acids. The transcript has 2 exons. Lineage: Eukaryota; Fungi; Mucoromycota; Mucoromycetes; Mucorales; Mucoraceae. The record is from RefSeq and is a predicted model, not a curated record.